This is a messenger RNA of Ambispora leptoticha, 1284 nucleotides long. Lineage: Eukaryota; Fungi; Glomeromycota; Glomeromycetes; Archaeosporales; Ambisporaceae. The record is from the annotation of a GenBank genome assembly.
AUGACACCGAUACCAUCUCCCGUUUUACGUGCAGUUCCGCGUGAAGUAAUCAACAAGCUAUGGUCCCAACGAGUAACAAGACUUUCAUUGAAACAUUUGGCCACCGUUGGAAGACACGUAUUAGAAACAAAAAAUAAUACCGGCUUUCUAAUACCCGCCCAAUUUCUCCAUCAGGAACUUCCCAUCCGCUUCUCACAAACAUUAAAAAUGCUAAACUCACCAAACAUACCGCACAACAUGAACAAAACACCCACCUUCCAACGAUUCCGUGAAAAAUACUAUGAAUACAUUUGCCUGCUGGCGUCAAGCCCGAAACCGGACACUCUUGCGGCCGAGCAAUCAUUCACCGCGUUGAUAAGAAACAUUCAACGACAAAAUCGGUUGAACAUGCUUUCGUUUGGUCAGGCAUUUAGGGAUGUGCUCGAAUCGACGAAUACACCAAUCGAGGCGUUGGAUACGCCGGAAACGCGAGAAUUUUUUGAUAGGUUUUAUGCAAUGAAUUUGGGUACUCGUAUAUUGAUUGGCGAACAUUUGGCGCUACAUGAUGAAGGCAGGAACUUGGUGCAGAGAAUUAGCCCGUUACAAGUUGCUGAACGCGCUAUUCGUGAUGCGAGAAAAACAUGUGAAAAGCAUUACAAACGUUCGGCACCAGAAGUAAAAAUUGUAACGCCAAGCGCUUCAAUAACCACCACAUACAUAGAAGAACACUUGCACCGUAUUCUCUUUGAACUCUUAAAAAAUUCCCUACGCGCCACUCUUGAAUUCCAUCACUCGAGCCCCUCACUCCCCGCAAUAAAACUGAUCAUUGUCGAUGGCGGCGAAGACGUCACAAUUAAAUUAUCGGAUGAAGGUGGUGGUAUUCCGAUAUCUGCUUCGGAGAAAGUGUGGAAUUAUGUAUAUAGCUCAACGCCCAAUUGUCCGACUACUACUGCAACUCAGAAUUCUGAACAGAAAGUGCCACGAAUCAUAUGGCGUUCGGAUGAGGAAGGAAUACGGCUUGAGGGUGAAGCGCAACUAAAGAUUAAUGAUUAUACGGAUAUGCCGUUGAUUAGUUAUGGCCAUGGAUUACCCGUAGCUAGGUUAACUGCUAGAUAUUUUGGCGGUGAUUUAUCGCUCGUCUCCAUGGAAGGUUAUGGCACCGACACCUAUCUUUCACUAUACCGCGACGAUACACAUCUCGAAAAUUUUCCCGAAUUAUUAAGCACCACUACUUUACAAACUAUCCCGAAUGACGGAUUACGGUGGCUCAAUAACGAUAACGAUGGUGUGAUAAUAAAUGAAUAG